This is a messenger RNA of Exophiala bonariae, 351 nucleotides long. RefSeq lists its product as uncharacterized. The transcript has a single exon. The record is from RefSeq and is a predicted model, not a curated record. NCBI's taxonomy places the organism in Eukaryota, Fungi, Ascomycota, Eurotiomycetes, Chaetothyriales, Herpotrichiellaceae. Bases 1 to 351 code for a protein of 116 amino acids.
AUGGCACAAGGCCUCCUCAAGAACAAAAAGGCCAGCGCGAGCACGACCUCCGCAGGCGGCGGCGGCGGCGGCAAACACACGACGAACCACAAAAACGCCUCGUCCACCUCCGGCGUCACCAAGAAAGGGUCGCGGGCCGUGACGCCGCGCAAGGCCAAACUGCUCAAGCAGGCCAAGAUCAACAAGAAGUACACGGGCGGCUUGACGGCCAGGACCGAGGCCAUGUUGGGCCAGCGCGCGGGACAUCUCGAAUUGCUGGGCCAGGGCAGGAAGAAGACUUCGGGUGCCGCGGGUGGUGCGGCCGCGGCGGAUAAGGCGAAGGGUGCGAAGAAGGGCAUCAAGAAGUCCUGA